UAUGGCAUUGCUUAGUCGCGAUGACAGAAAACUUGCAGAUCCUUUAUCCGGGGAUGGGGUCGAUCCCUCUAGAAAGAGCUCCCAGCCCUCUGAAGCUCCACUCGUGUUACACUGUUAUUUGCUGCGAUCCGGGUCGCCUAGUAAAUUACAGAAAUCAAGACUCGAGGUUUCUUUUCCUCCACCUAGUCUUGCUCACUCACCCUCAGAAAUGUUAUUUAUUUUUUUAAAAUUAUUUGGGGGUUAUUGGAUGAAACUUAACUGAGCUCAAACUCAAGUCCUGUAAUUUACAAGGACCCUUGAAUUCAAGAAUCUGGAACACGUUUAUGUGUGAAAUAUCCGCGAUCAUUUCUGCUAAAUGAGGAAGGUAAAACGAAACGAUGCAAAAGCUAAGACACAACAUGUACGACAGGGAGGGGGGAGGGAGAGACAGAGAGAAGCUAUUUUUUGCUUUCCUUUCUGUAGAAAGGAAAAUAAAGCGUGCAAUCCCUUCUUUCCCAGUGUGUAGGGUCUAGUCAAUAUUUUAACUGUCGGAGGACAAAUUAGUCCAGGUGGAUCUUGUUGAAAAGUUUCGCGAGGUGGGGUGGAGGUGGCGGGGACCGAGAGGGAGGUGGGUGGAGGUUGUGGGGGAUGGGGACAGAGCGAGCUCUGCCUCGGCUAAUGGUCAUUGGCCUGGGGCUUUGAAACCAUUGCCUGUCCUGCUAAUGACACGUCCAGUUCUCGUCUCCCCGCCACGGACGCCGGGCUGCUGUUCCCGGGGUUGGCGGACGGGGACCAGGGUACUUUCCCCGCGCGGAGAGGGGCGCUCUUCGCCAUCCCCAGGGGCUGCCCACUCGCGGCGUGGGGCCUCCCCACGCGCGCCUUCUCUGCUGCGCGCCGCCGCCACCUCUGCUUGCUUGACUUUCGUAGCCAGGCGGCGGUCUGGGGUGCAGGGGUCCCCGGCGCGGACGUCCCCGCGAGGCCACCCGGCGCCUAGCCCCACGCGUGCCGCGCCGCGCCGCACGGUCCGACCCCGGAAUGGUAGCGCCGGGCCGGGCGGCGGCGGUGUCUCCCUUGGGGGGCAGCGGAGGUUGAGGCAGUGGCGGCGGGAUCUUCGCCGGGCCCGCGGGAGGAGUGGAGGAGGAGGAGGAGAAGGAACAGGAGGAGGAGGAACAGGAGAAGGAGGAGGGGAAGGAGGAGGAAGAGGAGGGAGGGAGGCGUUUUCUGCCCAGACCGCCGCCAGUUCGGGCGGGCACCGGCACGGGGACACCCCACUCGUUGCUCCUCCGUUGUGGAAAGGUCACUAUCAUAUGACAGAGGCUUUGCUGCAGGUCAUCUUCCUCCCUGUGUACUGCCAUUUACCUUCCUGGUUUCAUUUGGCAGAAAAUAACCUGUGCCCUGUAAUUCAGAGCUGCUUGGUGUCCUCGUCCGACAGAGUGCUGUCCUGGGAAUUCACAAGGGAGAAACCAUCGUUCAGUCCUGAGCUCCCAGAGUUGGAGGUUCCAGGAGCACGGGCGCUGUGUGGCUGCGUUUUCCGUCUGUGUGUGUGUGGUAGAGAGCAGAGGCGGCUCCGGCCGGGAGCAGGUCCUUACCCUGUCAGACUCCAUCUGCAGGAAGGAGGGGGAAGCACAGCACCGCCGGCGGCGAGGGAGACGCUUGCCGGCCCCCUGAAGAGGCUGCUCCGAGAAUCCUGCUGCAUCACAGAGGCUGGAGGUUCUGAUAUUCCAUUGAAACACAAUGGAAAGUCUUGACUUGACUGGCACCCACAGGAAGAUCCCAAGCCUCUAGCAGUACCUCGUAUCAUCUCCAGCAUGUUGUAGAUGUGGAGGAUUCACUGGGAUAUUGAGAAAUACCAGAGGCGAAUUGUUCCACUGUA
Molecule: messenger RNA, 1852 nt
Organism: Cavia porcellus (domestic guinea pig)
Lineage: Eukaryota; Metazoa; Chordata; Mammalia; Rodentia; Caviidae
Product: class E basic helix-loop-helix protein 22-like
Exons: 6
Coding region: 702-1727 (341 amino acids)
Source: RefSeq, a predicted model, not a curated record